Messenger RNA from Sarcophilus harrisii (Tasmanian devil), 2253 nucleotides. RefSeq names its product G protein nucleolar 3 like (gene GNL3L). Gene Ontology annotation, molecular function: GTP binding. The record is from RefSeq and is a predicted model, not a curated record. Lineage: Eukaryota; Metazoa; Chordata; Mammalia; Dasyuromorphia; Dasyuridae. The coding region runs from base 187 to 1851 and encodes 554 amino acids. Gene Ontology annotation, cellular component: nucleolus. The transcript has a single exon.
UGUGUCUGCGUCCCGGGAGCGAGAUCCGUACCCACGUGUAGCUGCCGCGUGCGCGCGCAUGUGUUCGCGUUUAUCCCCCUCUUCCUCUGCCCACCCGCAAUCCUUUUCUAAUACGAGGUACUGAAAACUCUACCGUCUCGAACGAGGUACCGAAACCCAGGGAGGCGGGGGUCGGGUCCUGAAGCGAUGACCAGGCGCCGCUGCCGGCCGGCGCCCCGCGGCUCCGGCGGAAAAUCCGCCAAGGGCCUCUCCCAGGAUGGCCCAAGCGCGCAGCCCCGCCGGGAUGCCGAGCUGAGGAAGCAGCGGCAAGAGGAGCUGCGCGAGAAGCAGCGCGCGGCCCGUGAGCAAGAGAAAGUCCGGCGGCGCAGCCUGGAGAGCCUGCAGCGCGAGGCCCUACGGCGGCAGCGCGAGCACGAGCAGCGCGAGCACGACCUCCGCGCCUUGGAGCAGCAGCAGUACCUGCAGCUGGAGCGCGAGGCCUCCCGCAAGGCCUACUACCGCGAGUUUAAGAAGGUGGUGGACGCGGCCGACGUGGUGCUGGAGGUGCUGGACGCCCGCGAUCCGCAGAGCUGCCGCUGCCCGCAGGUGGAGCAGGCCGUCCUGCAGGCGCGGGGCGGCAAGAAGCUGGUGCUCGUGCUCAACAAGAUCGACCUGGUGCCCCGGCAGCUGGUGGAGAAGUGGCUGGCCUAUCUGCGCAACGAGUUCCCCACGGUGGCCUUCAAGGCGUGCACGCAGCAGCAGCAGCGCCACCUGCAACAGAGCCGGGUGCCCGCCCGGCAGGCCUCGGCCGGGCUGCUGAGCAGCGGCGCCUGCGUGGGCGCCGACUGCCUCCUCAAGGUCCUGGGGAACUACUGCCGCAGCCAGGACCUGCGCACCGCCAUCCGAGUCGGCGUCGUGGGCUUCCCCAACGUGGGCAAGAGCAGCCUCAUCAACAGCCUCAAGAGGGCGCGCGCCUGCAGCGUGGGCGCCACGCCCGGGGUCACGCGGUGCCUGCAGGAGGUCCACCUGGACAAGUACGUGACGCUGCUGGACUGCCCCGGGCUCGUGCUGUCCGCCCCCAGCUCGGACAGCGCGCUCGUGCUGCGCAACUGCAUCAAAGUGGAGCAGCUGGCCGACCCCGUGACCCCGGUGGAGGCCAUACUGCGCCGCUGCAGCCGCGAGCGCCUCUCGCGCCACUACGGCGUGGCCGGCUUCGAGAGCCCGGCCGAGUUCCUGGCGCUCCUGGCGCAGAGGCUGGGCCGCCUGAAGAAGGGGGGCACCCCCGACCGGGAGAGCGCGGCCAGGGCCGUGCUGACGGACUGGAUGAACGGCAGGAUCAGCUACUACACGCACCCGCCCGAGACGCACCGGCUCCCCGCGCACAUCAGCGCCGAGAUCGUGGCCGAGAUGGGCCGGGCCUUCGACUUCGAGGCGCUGGAGCAGGGCAACAUGGAGGCCCUGGCCAGCAUGCCCUCGCAGGCCGGCGCGCCCUCCUCGCAGGCCGGGGACCGUGGCCAGCAGCCUCCCCGCGAAAGGGAGGAAGAGAUGCUGGAGGAGGAGGCGGAGGAGGAGUUCUGGGACGCCCGAGAAGAUCUGGAGUCCGGCAUGGACGAAGACAAAGAUCCCGAGUUUGGGGCCCUCACCGUGGAGCCCAAGGAGGGCAAGAGCAAGAAGCCGGCCGAGACUGAGCAGAAGCCCGCCCCCACCCCGCGGCUGGAGGAGAUCUGGGCCCUGGAUCCUCUCCAUCAGGGCCAGGGCCUGGCGGCGGCCUGCAAAAAGAGAAAGAAGAUGCAGAAGAGAGCGAAUAAGCUCGCCACCAAGCUGUCUGACAGCUUCGUGGCGGCGCUGGACCUCGGCAUGGCGGACGCCUGAAGCGGGCCGGGACCCCAGGGAGGCCCAUGCGGCCUGGAGCGUCCACAAAGGGCGGGCUGGCUUAAAAAGAAAUCGGAGGCAAGAGUUCGGGGAGGCCCCGAUAUGUGAGGGGGAUCCGGCUCGGCUUCGGGAUGUGGGGUCUGAUCCCGGCCUCGGUGGGGAAGCCACCACCGCUAGUGAGCGAGCACGGGGGAGAAAGCCUCCAGGUAACCCUGCGGGGAAGCAGAGGGAACGCUUCCGAGGGCAGCGCCAGGCGCAAUCCGGGGUGGUGUAGGGCUCAUUAACUGAUGGGUUCCAGUUGUGUGUUCGUGUUUACCAGGAAGUGAAGCAUCGUCUUACUACAGAUUGGGCCCAGGGGUGGGGGAACCUUAAGUGGUACAUAAAAUACAGCUACUAAAAACA